GGCGGCCUUAUCUGGACGACCUCGUUGUGUCCAGCUGUCGCUUCUCCAGCAUCGGUUGCAUGCCCUUUUCACGUCGUGCCUCAUGUCUGGCUCCAGGACGUGAAUCCGGCUUAUCUCCUAGUCUGGAAUCUCGAUUUUUAGUGGUUCCGCAACGAAGUCAUGAAGUUACCCCGUCAGACGAACCACCGACGGUGAACCUAUUCUUCUUUGUGACUCCACAGAUUCGAUAGCUUUUCGCGCUUUCUUGGUUAUCAGGCGACAAAAUGAGUUUUCUUGAUUCUGUUCUUUCGUCCAUCGAGACGGGCAAACCGUCUCCAAUUCCACCCACCUCCACCUCUCCGUCGCCUCCUGUAUCCUCCGCGAAUGCUAAGGCAGAGGUUCGCAAGCCGACUGCCGUUCCUCGAGAUCGCGCUCCCGAGCGCAAACCUCUUGUUGCUGGAAUUAAACGGAAGGCUGAGGAGCAGUUGCCCCGUCCCGCAAAACCUGUUCCCCCGGUACCCGCCAGGACAACUGUCACGACUACGACGAGGCCUGCCACAUCCACGGCCCCUAGGCCUCGUCCUGCUGCUCCUUCUACCACGGCGACGGCCGCAAUCAAGAGCCGCUCGUCCACUCCGCAGAAGGCACCCCCAGUGUCAUCGAAGCCCCCUCCUAAAGGCUCUUUCGCGGAUCUCAUGGCGAAGGCUAAGCAGCUACAACAAAAGGCCCCGACUCAAGUGGGCAUGUUCAAACACCAGGCUGCACCGAAAGAAAAGCUCAGCAAGGUGGAACGCAAGAAGAAGGCGGCGGAGGCAACAUCUAAGGAGAAAGAUGCGCGGUCGGCGAAGAAGCCUGGCGUUGCUCCUGGUGCAGCUGCAGGCACUAAACCUGGCGACGGCAAGGUCGUUAAGAAGCGAGAACCCGAGCCACUAUCUUACAAAGGCACUGCACGACCGACUCCGACUGCUGCAAGCCAAAAUGAAUACCGAGGAACUUCCGGCCUGCCUCCGCGAAAGACCUCUGCCGAUCGAAAGGCACAGUCACGAGCCAGUAAACGGUCUCGAAUGGACGAGUACCUGGGGACCGAUGAAGAAGACGAAGGAGAGUAUGCGGAUGACUACGAUGACUACUACUCGGAAUCGUCCGAUAUGGAGGCGGGCCUGGACGCCAUGGAGGAAGAAGAAGCUGCCGCACUGGCGGCGGCCAGACGGGAGGAUGAGGAGGAAUGGCGCGCGGAGCUGGCAGCCAAGCAGCAGAAGCUGGACCGCCGCAAGAAGCUGACCGCUUUGGCGGCACGCCGAUAAGGAGCCCCGAUGAGCUCCCACAAUCUAUAAUCAACAACUAUAUCCCGCUAGUAAAUUCACCCGGACUUCAGCAUUUUCGUGGAAUCCUUUUGUUUUUGGAACCGGAGCAUCAGCGAGGAAUACCCCGAGGGUGCGUUACAUACGACGUUACUAGUCUUCUUUGUUUUCAUUUGUCCUUUCUGUACCAUUUGGAUGAGCAUCAGCGAGCGUCAAGGUGUCGAUAGAUGGAGGGUCAGUCUCUUUCUUCAUUUCACUUCACAUAUUAUCAAGUUACAUACAAUAACGGGCGUCACCGUCACUGUCAC
Aspergillus ibericus CBS 121593 is the source of this 1588-nucleotide messenger RNA. RefSeq lists its product as uncharacterized. The transcript has 2 exons. The coding region runs from base 264 to 1283 and encodes 339 amino acids. NCBI's taxonomy places the organism in Eukaryota, Fungi, Ascomycota, Eurotiomycetes, Eurotiales, Aspergillaceae. The record is from RefSeq and is a predicted model, not a curated record.